GCUCCCACUACACCAAGUGAGCCUUUGCGUUCGCUGACCGAGGGCCUGGACGACCCCCCACCAACUCUCGGAGAGGGCGAGAAGCAAGUCGACUGGAGCCGUUCUUUCCACGGCAUCUCUUCAACGCCCUUCAGCCCCGAAGCCGCUGCAAUUCUGACACAAGAGAUUCCAUUCGACGACAUUGAAGUCAAGCCCGAUGGAAUCAUCUACCUGCCCGAGAUCAAGUACAGAAGGAUCUUGAACAAGGCUUUUGGCCCUGGAGGCUGGGGCCUUGUGCCUCGCAGCGAGACCAUCGUCACGGGCAAGCUGGUCACCAGGGAGUAUGCUCUUGUUGCUGGAGGACAACUUGUGUCGAUAGCUCGUGGUGAGCAACAGUACUUUGACGCCGACGGCAUUCCCACCGCGACCGAGGGCUGCAAGUCGAAUGCUCUGAUGCGCUGCUGCAAGGAUCUGGGUAUUGCUUCUGAACUCUGGGAUCCGCGAUUCAUUCGCAAAUACAUGAAAGAGAUGGCCAGGGAGUUGAUCGUCGAGCAUGUCAUGACAAAGAAGAGAAGAAAGCACUUUAUGAGAAAGGACGACGAGUUGAAGUAUCCCUUCAAGGAGGUCGUUAUUCCUGGCCAGACC
This is a messenger RNA of Aureobasidium namibiae CBS 147.97, 624 nucleotides long. Its product is annotated as mitochondrial genome maintenance MGM101. Gene Ontology annotation, cellular component: mitochondrial nucleoid; mitochondrial chromosome. The transcript is spliced from 2 exons. Lineage: Eukaryota; Fungi; Ascomycota; Dothideomycetes; Dothideales; Saccotheciaceae. The record is from RefSeq and is a predicted model, not a curated record. The annotation marks the transcript as partial. Gene Ontology annotation, molecular function: single-stranded DNA binding. Gene Ontology annotation, biological process: recombinational repair; interstrand cross-link repair.